Molecule: messenger RNA, 3755 nt
Organism: Menidia menidia (Atlantic silverside)
Lineage: Eukaryota; Metazoa; Chordata; Actinopteri; Atheriniformes; Atherinopsidae
Source: the annotation of a GenBank genome assembly
AUGGCUGGUGUCAUGAACAUGUAUCUUCUGAGACUGUGCUUCCCCGCCGGCCUUCUGCUCUCCCUCCCUCUGUGCUCGUGGCAGUCCUGUCAGAUGGGGAAACCCCAGAAGUGCCUGGCGGCUGAGUUUGCUCCAGGUACCAAUUUGGCCGGAGAGGGCUUCGACAUCACCAGAAUGGAGCGCAAAGGAGCCUUUGUGCUCAACAUGGAGGAGUGGAAACUCAAAAAUGGUAAAUGCACCCUUUGCAAAAACCCCUUUCUGCGCGGCGAGCAGCAGAAGCUGCCCCUGUCUGUGGUGGACUGGAGGGCAAAGGGCUCCUGCAGCGCGCAGGUGUCCUCUCAGCUCUUCAAGUCCAGCGAGUCCCUGCUCAGUUCCAUCGAUUCUUCCGUUGAAAACAACUGGAAGGUAGGUUUAGGUUUUAAAACAGGCCCCUCUCUGAUGCUCGCCGGAACCAACUCCAAACUGUCCAAAUACUCCAUGGAGAAAACAAAGAAUGACAAAUUCAGCUUCACGAGCGACAGCAUCUCCUGCGAGUACUACAGGGUUCACAAGAAUCACAAGUUGCACAGAGAAUUCCGCAAAGCCGUGGAGCAGCUUCCCAAAGUCUACAGCCAAGAAAACAAGGAACAGUUUUACAAACUGAUCGAUGACUUCGGCACACAUUACAUCACCAAGGUGAAACUGGGGGGAAGCGUGGAGUCUGUGACCAGCAUCCGUCAGUGCCAGGCCAGUCUGCAGGGGCUGAGCGUGGAGGAGGUGCAGACCUGCCUCAAAGCUGAAGCAUCUGUCACCAUCAAUGCUGCCGCGGCAGUGGAAAAGAGCCACUGUAAGAAGGACAUCGACAAGUCUGAGAGUAAGCUGGCUUUCUCCAGCCUCUUCAGCGACAGUUCAACCCAUUUCCUCAACAGAUCCACAGAAAUAAAAGGGGGUCUUAACACAGAGCCAGACCUUCUCUUCUCCGCUAAGAAAAACUCAUCGGCCUACAGCGGAUGGCUGAAAUCGCUUCCGCAGAAUCCCGACAUCAUCUCAUACUCGCUGGAGUCCCUGCACGAGCUUUUCCCCAAGAACACCACCCGGAGCAGCGGCCUGCGCUCGGCCAUCAGCCACUACAUCUUGGAGAAGGGUCUGUGGAGGAACUGCAGCGAACGCUGCCGGGCAGGAAUCCGGACAGACUCCAAGGACCCCUGCGUCUGCCAGUGCCACAACCAGCCCGCCGUCAACCGGGACUGCUGCCCCACCCAAAGGGGCUCGGCCCGGGUCGUCAUCACCGCGGAACGGGCGACCGGUCUGUGGGGCGACUACUCCACGUCCACGGACGGUUAUGUGAAGGUAUUUUUCAACGGAAUGGAGUAUCGUUCUAAGGUCAUUUUCAACGACAAUAACCCUCGCUGGGAUAUGGCUGUGGACCUGGGCUCGCAGGUUCUGUCUCAGCAAACCAAAGUGAAAUUUCAGGUUUGGGAUCGGGAUAAUAACUGGGAUGACGAUAAUCUGGGAGAAUGCGAGCAGGUUUUAAGUGAAGGAACCAAACAGGAUUUCUGUAAUCUGAAUCAUGGCAAGCUGUACUUUAAAUGGGAGGUGACGUGUGCUCCCAGUCUGAGCGGUAGAUUAUGCGAGCGGUAUCAGGAGUCUCCUAUGAGUCAGAGUCUCAGGAAGUUUUACGUGUCCCGUCACGCCCAUCCCAUUCCAAAGGCCAUCCUGAAGGAAAUGGAUAAGUGGCUCAUCCAGUUCAGCACAAAUGAAACCGUCAAACCCACUUUUUCCCCCCUCCCCUCGGAGACCACUGUCACCUCACCCCCUAACCACCUCCUGCUCGGCUUUUCUGACUCUGCCCCUGAUGUCACACUCAGCACAGACAGUUGCACGAACUCGGCUCGAGCAGACGGGACGACGGGGACCCCCCGGCAGUGCCAGGAGGCAGAAUUUGCUCCUGGUUCCACUCUGGCCGGGGAGGGCUUCGAUAUUACCAAAAUGGUACGCAAAGGGGCUUUCCUGCUUGACAUGAAUCAGUGGCAACACAAGGAUAAAACCUGUACCCUGUGCAGCAACCCCUACCUGGAGGGCAAAAAGCAGAAGCUUCCCCUCUCAGUAGUGGACUGGAGGGCAAAGCAGUCCUGCAGUGCAAAGGUGUCCACUAAACUGCACAAGUCCAGCGAGUCCCUGGUCAGUUCCAGCUCCAAUUCGAUUGAGAACGACUGGAAGACUGGCCUGGAAGUUAACGUAGGCGAAAAUAGUGGAUCCCUGAUGCUGGCUGGAACCCACUCUAGACUUGCUGAUUACUCCAUGGGGAAAACGAAGAACGACAAGUUCAGCUUCACCAGCAACGGCAUGUCCUGUGACUUCUACAGCUACCGAGUCUCCAGCACACCAAAGCUGCACAGAGAGUUCCGCACAGCAGUGAAACAGCUCCCCAAAGUUUACAAACCAGAAUUCAAGCAGCGGUUUUACAAGCUCAUCGACAACUUCGGCACACAUUAUAUCACAAAGGUGAAGCUGGGGGGGAGCAUCGAAUCUGUCACCAGCAUCAGGCAAUGUGAGACCAGUCUGGAGGGUCUCAGCGCAGAGGAGGUGCAGAUGUGUCUGGAGGCCGAGGCCUCCGCCAGCAUCAAAGUCAGCGUGAGGGCUGAAACCAAGCACUGCCAGAAGAACAGCGACAAGAGGGAGGACAAGAAGUCGUUCUCCGAUCUCUUCAACGACAGGUUUACAGAAAUUAGAGGGGGUCAUACCACAGAGCCCGACCUUCUCUUUUCCGCAAAGAAAGACCCAUCAGCCUACAAGGAGUGGCUGAACACGCUACCCCAGAACCCAGAUAUAAUCUCCUACUCCCUGGACUCCCUUCACGAGCUACUGCCCACCGGCAACCCCGCCAGGAAGAACCUGCGCGCGGCCAUCAGCCACUACAUCCUGGAGAGGGGCCUGUGGAGGAACUGCAGCGGGCGCUGUCGGGCCGGCGUCCGGAGCCAGUCCGGAGACCCCUGCGUCUGCCAGUGCCACAACGAGCCCGCCGUGAACCGGGACUGCUGCCCCACCCGUAAGGGCGUGGCGCGGGUGGUGCUGACCGUCCAGCGGGGGGCGGGGCUGUGGGGCGACCACACCACGGCCACGGACGGCUACGUGAAGGUGUCCUUCGCCGGUCAGCUGGUUCAGCGCACGCCGGUCAUUCAGAACUCCAACGACCCGCACUGGGGCACCAUCGUCGACCUGGGCCUCCAGGACGUGUCGGCGAACCCCAUCGUGCGCUUCGAGGUCUGGGACCAGGACAGUAACUGGGACGAUGACCUGCUGGGGGAGUGUCAGACCGCCCUGUCCGCAGGAGGCCGGGAGGACCUCUGCGCCCUGCAGCACGGCCGCCUCUACUACAAGUGGGAGGUGAAAUGUGCCCCGGGCCUGGGCGGGGAUCAAUGCACGGACUAUAAACCCUCACCGAUGGGCCACAGUCUGAGAGGGCUUUACACCUCCCGGCACGCCCAUCCCGUUCCAAAGGCCAUUUUGCUGAAGAUGGGCGUGUUCCUGGAUGGAGGAACCUCUCUAAAGAACCAGAGCGUUCCCGCAGAGUGAUGUAACCACAUGUGCCACAUCUGCACGACUGGGCCCAAACUCAGCAACACAUUCCAUUUAAUUCAGCUUUUAUUAGUCUCAGCUUACUCCCACCUGACCAUAAGAUCAUUUAUUUUCAGUUUAAUAUGGAUUUAAAUUUUCAAUCAGUUGCAAAUUCAAUAGAUCUGUGACUGACAAUCGUCAAAGACUCAAAUAACCUA